Molecule: messenger RNA, 7913 nt
Organism: Dunckerocampus dactyliophorus (ringed pipefish)
Lineage: Eukaryota; Metazoa; Chordata; Actinopteri; Syngnathiformes; Syngnathidae
Product: protein zyg-11 homolog
Exons: 14
Coding region: 248-2476 (742 amino acids)
Cellular component (GO): Cul2-RING ubiquitin ligase complex
Source: RefSeq, a predicted model, not a curated record
AUCAGGCUAAGGUAUGUGCGCUGACUGGGUGACGUAAUAGUUGCUGACCAAUAGGAAGCGCCCGGCUCGUGACCGUAAUGUUUGACGAUCAGCCUCGUCGCUGCCGCUUUUCACCUGAUAUUUUCCAACUUGUCUCUUAUUCAUACGUCCCUCGUGGAUCACAAUGACGCGUCUCUGUGCCAACAAAGGCUAAUGACGUUGUUGAAUCCGUCAUUUUGAAUCUCUGGUGGACUGUUGUGUUGACAGCAUGGAUUGGGAGGGCCCCCGAACCCUGUGUGACCUGUGUUUGGCACAGGUGUGCUGCAGCCUGGAUGUCCUGUGCAGCAAGCGAGCAGAUGGCUCCUUGCUCCUCGGGUCGAGACUGCUCUUCCCUCAGGAGAUGGCUGACCAACUACUGAAGGAGAUGGCAUUAAAAGGCACACUGAACGACACAACCAUUGGGAUUUUCCGGAACCACAAAGAGCUACGUUUGUGUCGAGUCUCCAUCCGCUCUUGUCCGGUGUCUGCAGAAGCAUUCCGACUGGCAAUCAGCCCUCACCGUCUUCAGGAACUGGAUGCAUCCUGGGUUCCUGGCGACAUCACCGGGGCUCAAAUCAUCUCGAGCCUGGCGUCCAACCUGCAGUGCAGGUCCCGGCUCCAGAAGUUGUCCCUGAACGGAUUACGUCUGGACUGGGCCUCUCUUGGAGAUGACGGUGUUGGUUUGAGCUCCCUGAAGGGCCUGCGAACGCUUAACCUCCGCAGCACCGACUUGACGAACGCUGUUUUGGAAGAUGUUUGCACUCUUCCUCAGCUGGAGAGCCUAGACAUCUCCUGCAGCGUCGUCUCAGAGCUCACAGCACUCCUUCGGUGCAGGAACACUCUGAGAUCUUUGAUCGCCCACCGGCUCCGGCGGUUGGAUAUGUCGCCUGCAAGUUUGCUGUCUGUCCUCAGCCAACUUCAGGCUGUGAGGAAUUUGGACUUUUCAGAUGAUCACUUAACUGUUGAGGACGACUCGGAUGAUGGAGACGUGGGAGUUCUGCAUCUUCUGAGAGCUGGCCCCGAGGUUCUUCCCUCCUUAGUUUCUUUAGACGUGUCAGGCCGGAGGAGAAUCACCGAGGCAGCUGUUAGUACGUUUGUGGAGACCAGGAAGAAUCUGGUUUUCUUGGGCCUGCUUGCAACUGGAAUUAGCUCCUGUGGUGCCCUGUCUUCACAGAAAAACCUCAAAGUAACUGGAGAGGCUAAUGAGAACCAGUUGUGUGAGGCCCUGAGAAGGUACAGAGACAGAGAGUGUUUCACUCGAGAGGCCCUCUUCCAUCUCUACAAUAUUACCACCGACUCUCACAAACCGCAACCAGAAAUGCUGGAGCUGGUCCUGAACGCCAUGCAGAGCCAUCCUGCAAGUCUGCAUGUCCACCUGGUGGCCACAGCGUGUGUGUUCAAUCUUACCACUCAGGACCAGGCUGAGGCCAUGUCUGUACGCCUGCUCUGCUCCACCGUCACCCAGCUGCUGCACAGCAUGAAGACCUUCCCUGACCAUAUACAGGUCCAAAAGAACUGUCUGCUGGCACUCUGCAGUGACUAUAUCCUUCAGGAUAUCCCCUUUGACACGUAUCUGGCGGCCACGCUGGUGAUCAACUGGCUGAGCAGCCACGAGGAUCCCACCCUUCAGAGGAUGGCUGUAGCUGUCAUCUCCAUUCUGGUGGCCAAGCUGUCCACAGCAGAAAUUGCAACGCUUGGCGAGGAUGUCUCUAUCAUGAAGCAGCUGUUGGCCAUUGUGCAGCAGAGGGCCAUGGUCGGAGUGGUGGACUCCACUCUCAAGUUUGCCUUGAGAGCUUUGUGGAACUUAACAGACGAGAUGCCUGCAGCGGCGCGUAACUUCGUCGAGUGUAACGGUUUGGAGCUAUACGAGGAGGUUUUGGAGUCCUACUACAACGUGUCUUCCAUACAGCAGAAGGUUCUUGGCCUCCUGAACAACAUAGCAGAGGUGGAGCAGUUGCAGUCAGAGCUAAUGGAGGAGGACCUCUUGGAGCACAUCCUCAGCCUGUUGCAGGAUCCCCAGAUAGAGAUGGGGGUCCGGUACUUUGCUGGAGGGAUUCUGGCUCAUCUCACUUCCAGACAAGAGGCUUGGAGACUGGAUGAAGAGCUCCGCAACACCAUACUCAAGCAGCUGCAUGUGUCCGUUGCAGCCUGGACACAUUUGGAUAAAGAGAUGGUAUUUUACAGGUCCUUCCGUCCAUUUUGCCGCCUGCUUCAGACGUUUCAACCCACAGGAGUGCAGCUGUGGGCCGUGUGGGCCAUCCAUUUUGUCUGCACUCUGAACACUUCGCAUUACAGCUCGAUACUGGAGCGGGAAGGCGUGACUGAACUUCUGAAGGCUCUGGCGGCACAUCCCAACACACACAGCAUCAUUAGGGGAUUAUCAGAGAGCAUCUUGCAUAUGGUUGAGCGCCAACACUCGGGACUCUUGAACAAACAAGUUGAGGCUCACAGCUCUUAGAGGAAUUCAUUGUGAAUAUAUUUCAUGGGGAAUGGAUGAAUGCUGUGUGUGAGACGAUCGUUCAUCCCAACUCACACAUAAUAUUGCAUAUUUCAGGACAAGGACAAGCGGUACGGAUGGAUGGAUGAAUUCAUGCAACUACUUGUACUUUAGGUCAAAUUGCUUUUACAGCUUGAGCUCAUUGGAUGCACAAGCCUGCCACUAGAGGGUGCUUCACUACUUUAGCUUCAGGCAUACCUAGACAUACAGUAUCUCUACAAGCUCAUCUGCUGUGAUAUCUUCCUGGCCUCAGAAAUGCUCAUAAAUAAGCUGACGCCCCCUCCCAGCCUCUCCCUGCAUCUCCUGCCAUCCUCUACGGCAAAUUACGUUGUACAGCAUGGUAACACCGCAGGACGUCAGAAGGGCUCCAUGGCAUCUGAAGUUCAAGUUGUACAACUAAAAAUGACCUUCAUAAAUUGUAUUAGCUCAGAGUCACAAGGACUCAAUUCACCUUCUUUUGUUAAAGUUUCUGGCAGGAUUUAUUUGGAUCCGUUUAAAAGCAUUACAGCAGGGUUAAAAAUAUAAUUUAACGAGAAAACAAACAAAAAAAAACACAGCAGCAAAAAUGGAAAAAUCCAGUAAUUUUACAAGAAUAAAGUCAAAAUAUUAAGAGGAAAAAAUUCGAGAACGAGAAAAGGUGGUCAUUUUACAAGAAUAACGUAUUAUUAAAAAAAAUAACAUCAUUUUAGUAGCAUUUUUUAAAAGUUGUAAUUUUAUAAGAAGCAAAAAAAAAACAAGCAAAGUAAAACAUUUUUUUUAAUUAGGUAGCGGAAAAAGUUAUAAUGUUGAAUGUGAGAAUAAAGUCAAAAUGUUAUGCGAAUAAAGUCAUUACAAGAAGAAAGUUGAAAUAGUGGGGAAAUUAAAAAUAAACAACAGCAGGAAAUAGAAAUGGAAAAAAAGCUAUAAUGUGAGAAUAAAGUCAAAAUUUUAUGAUACUAAAUUCAUAAUCACGCAAAGUGAACAAAAUGUAAAUUACAAAACGUACACUACCAGUCAAAGGUUUUAGAACACUCCAAUUUCUCUGGAGGAAAAACCUACAAAGAUGGUCUGUCUCUCUUCCAUUGUUAAUUCUCUUUUUGCCAUUUUUUGGAGCAGCAAAUUACUUUCUUCAGCACAAUGAUGUUCAACUGAUGUUCACAAGGGUAGAGUUCCACAGUGUAUUCUGUACGCUGUUUUUCUGCAGACAGAGGAGGUAGUAAGUAAUCCAGCCAACACGUCUUCCAAUGAGGAAGCAGUGCCUGGGGACUCCAUCCAUCCAUCCAUCCAUCCAUUUUCUAUACCGCUUCUUCCUCAUUAGGGUCGCGUGGGCUAUCCUAUUUCUGGGGCUGAGAUUGCCAACGUUGUCAAAAAACUCCUGUGUGGCAGGGCCCGAGGAUGGGUGAGAUCCACCCGGAGUUUCUUAAAAGAUGUGGAUGCUGUGGGUGUGUUUUGGUUGACACAACUCUGCAGCAUUGUGUGGAUUUUGGGGGCAGUGCCCCUGGAUUGGCAGACCGGGGUGGUGGUUUCAGGCUGUUCGUUCCCUGUAUGAUUGGUGUCAGAGUUUGGUUGGCAUUGCCGGCAAUGAGUCGGACCCGUUUCCAGUGAGGGUUGGACCCUUUGCCACCGAUUCUGUUCAUUAGUUUUAUGGACAGAAUUUCUAGGCCCAGCCAGGGCGUUGAAGGGUUUCGACAGGAUUGGGUCUCUGCUUUUUGAGCCUACCUCAACUGGAGGAGUUUGAGUACCUCUUGUUCACGAGUGAGGGGAGGAUUGAGUGCGAGAUCGACAGGCGAAUUGGCGCGGCGUCUGCAGUGAAGCGGACUCUGCAUCGGUUUGUUGUGGUGAAGAGGGAGCUGAGCUGAAAGGCAAAGCUCUCAAUUUACCGGUCGAUCUACGUUCUUACCCUCACCCAUGGUCAUCAGCUUCUGGUAGUGACCGAAAGGACAAGAUCGCGGGUACAAGCGGCCGAAUUGAGUUUUCUUCUUAGGGUGGCAGGGCUCUCUCGUAGAGAUGAGGUGAGAAGCACUGUCAUCUGGGAGAAACUCGGAGUAGAGCUGCUGCUUCUCCACAAUGAGAGGAGCCAGAUGAGGUGGCUCGGGCAUCCGGUCAGGAUGCCUCCCGGACGGCUCCCUGAGGAGGUGUUCAGGGCACAUCCAAUGGAGGCCUCGGGGAAGACCCAGGACACAUCGGAGAGAGUAUGUUUCUCAACUGGCCUAGGAAUACCUCGGGAUCCGCCGGGAGGAGCUGGACAAAGUGGCUGGGGAGUUGGAGGUGUCGGCUUCCCAACUCGGGCUGCUGCCCCUGUGAUCCGACCUCGGAUAAGCGGUAUAAGGUGGAUGGCCGGACGUUAUAAUAUGGGAAUAAAGUCCUAAAAUUCCGAGAUGAAAAUAUAUGAAGAAUAUUUAAGAAGAAAGUUGAAAUAUUUGAAAAAUUAAAAAAACAAAAAAAGAGCAAACACCAAAGUUCACACUAAUAAUGAACUUUUUCACCGACAUCACCAAGUUUAGAUGCAGUUUUUCCUCGAAAUAUGACUUAUUAGGAUACAAAAUACUGUAUGAAAGUGGCCCUUGCAUCCUUUCAUUUUUCAGUAUAUACAGUAGCCCUUUGUGGAAAAAAUGUUCGCAGGCUUUACGGGCUUGUGAUUCAUCCAAGUUAGUCAUUUUCUCUCCAGCGAUGGGAUUAGAAAAGCAGAGUUCACACAUCCCAGGACAGCAUUUAACAGCUCUGACCACGGCAACCUGAAAGAGUGGCGGGCCUGUGGGGUCCGGGAUCAAGUGCCCAUCGUCAGCGUGGCCUCACGUUACUCGUCAUAUGAAGAGCAUAAAAAAAGCUUUCCAAGAGCUGCUCGGCGACUUGUGAGGAGGUGUCAGGUGUUUUCUCAUCUGGUUUUACGUUUCUGUUCGUGGCUCUUCAACUGACACUCAUAGAUGGUGGCAAGUUCAAGUUGUCACACACUGACACACAAGAGGUAACAGGAGUCGCUGGAUGUCUUCCAAAGAGCACAUACUCAUUUUGUUUUACCGCCUCCGAGCACGAAAGGGUGAAGGUGAGAUGUAUUCAUUUGGUUGCUGUUGCUUCCUUUGUUAUGUUGCUUAUUCACAGACACUUGACGGGAUGUUUUCCAUUCCUUGGCUUAUGUCAAAUCUCUUGGCUUAUUCAUCUCGUUGUCUCGAAACUUGAUGCGACUUUAGUUGGUCGUUAGCACCUAAUGUCAAAGUUCACUACAGUAAGAAAGUUCAUAUAAUAUUUUGCAACAAACCUCAUAUUACCAAAUUUAAUACUAUAUAUAUUUUUUAAAUUCCAUUGGUGUGCUGUCAGGGCCGGCUAAGCCUUCUCUGCUAACGCUAACAUUUACCAGUGUCAUCGCAUGGACAGCACAGCGCUUAAUUGAUCCUGUUCCGACGUGACAAAAGGAGACAGACACUGUGUUGUUCAUCACGCUGUGUGAGUUAUAUGAACAAAUAAAUAACUGGAUGAGGGCUUCCCUCGUUAAACUGUUGUGUUUUGUUGAUUUUCUCCUGCUGUUUAGUUUGUCAUUUCUCAGCCAUUUCGCUUUCUGUUUGUCCCCUCUUAAACCAAGCAAAAUCAAGCACAAGCAGGCAUUGUUGUUGCUUUUGUUGUCUUCUGUUACUGCUUUUUAUUGUGUCUUUCUGCUGUCUUUUGUUGUUAGAUUUCUGUCCCCUCUUAAACCAAGCAAACUGAAGCACAAGCAGGCAUUGUUGUUGUUGCUGUUGCUUUCUCUACUGUUUCUGCUGUCUUCUGACAUUUUUUUUUAUGUCUGUCCCCUUUUAAACCAAGCAGAAUCAAGCACAAGCAGGCAUUGUUAUUGUUGUUGCUGUUGUUGUCUUCUGUUACUGCUUUUUAUUGUGUCUUUCUGCUGUCUUUUGUUGUUAGAUUUCUGUCCCCUCUUAAACCAAGCAAACUGAAGCACAAGCAGGCAUUGUUGUUGUUGCUGUUGCUUUCUCUACUGUUUCUGCUGUCUUCUGACAUUUUUUUUUAUGUCUGUCCCCUUUUAAACCAAGCAGAAUCAAGCACAAGCAGGCAUUGUUAUUGUUGUUGCUGUUGUUGUCUUCUGUUACUGCUUUUUAUUGUGUCUUUCUGCUGUCUUUUGUUGUUAGAUUUCUGUCCCCUCUUAAACCAAGCAAACUGAAGCACAAGCAGGCAUUGUUGUUGUUGCUGUUGCUUUCUCUACUGUUUCUGCUGUCUUCUGACAUUUUUUUUAUGUCUGUCCCCUUUUAAACCAAGCAGAAUCAAGCACAAGCAGGCAUUGUUAUUGUUGUUGCUGUUGUUGUCUUCUGUUACUGCUUUUUAUUGUGUCUUUCUGCUGUCUUUUGUUGUUAGAUUUCUGUCCCCUCUUAAACCAAGCAAACUGAUGCACAAGCAGGCAUUGUUAUUGUUGUGGCUGUUGUUGUCUUCUGUUACUGCUUUUUAUUGUGUCUUUCUGCUGUCUUUUGUUGUUAGAUUUCUGUCCCCUCUUAAACCAAGCAAACUGAAGCACAAGCAGGCAUUGUUGUUGUUGCUGUCUUGCUAUUGCUUUCUCUACUAUUUCUGCUGUCUUCUGCCAUUUUUUUUUAUGUCUGUCCCCUUUUAAACCAAGCAGAAUCAAGCACAAGCAAGCAUUGUCAUUGUUGUUGCUGUGGUUUUCUUCUGUCAUUGCUUUUUGUUUUGUCUUUCUGCUGUCUUUUGUUGUUAUAUUUCUGUCCCCUCUUAAACCAAGCAAACUGAAGCACAAGCAGGCAUUGUUAUUGUUGUUGCUGUUGUUGUCUUCUGUUACUGCUUUUUGUUGUGUCUUUAGUUGUUAGAUUUCUGUCCCCUCUUAAACCAAGCAAACUGAAGCACAAGCAGGCAUUGUUGUUGUUGUUGCUGUCUUGCUGUUGCUUUCUCUACUAUUUCUGCUGUCUUCUGCCAUUUCUUUUAUGUCUGUCCCCUUUUAAACCAAGCAGAAUCAAGCACAAGCAGGCAUUGUUAUUGUUGUUGCUGUUGUUUUCUUGUUAUUGCGUUCUUUUCUCUUUCUGCUGUCUUCUGUCAUUUUUAAAAAUCUGUUCCCUUUUAAACCACGAAAAAUCAAGCACAAGCGGGCAUUGUUGUUGUUGUUGUUGCUGUUUUUGUGUUCUGUGAUUGUUUUCUGUUUUCUUUCUCCUGUCUUCUGCCAUUUCUUUGUCUUAAACCACAUACUGUCUGGGGCCAUUAAAAUAAAUUCAGUAUUCUAGACUCACCUACUGCACAUUAAAUUAGUUGUGGCACAAUAAGGCAUACCGAUCCCUCAGGACAGGUAAAAGAAAUAUUUGCACAAAUGUGAAUGAUAAAACAUCUGUUUUAUUGACUUAGAGGUACCAACGAAACCGUCUUGAACACGCAAGCCAGUUUUAUAUUUAAAAUAUCAUGUUUGCGUUAGUUUUCAUACAGUCCACUAAAGAGCUUU